This is a messenger RNA of Fibroporia radiculosa, 630 nucleotides long. RefSeq lists its product as uncharacterized. Gene Ontology annotation, molecular function: peptidase inhibitor activity; phospholipid binding. Bases 1 to 630 code for a protein of 209 amino acids. The transcript has 3 exons. Gene Ontology annotation, biological process: regulation of proteolysis; regulation of Ras protein signal transduction. The record is from RefSeq and is a predicted model, not a curated record. Lineage: Eukaryota; Fungi; Basidiomycota; Agaricomycetes; Polyporales; Fibroporiaceae.
AUGGCUCACUUGGAUCCUCUUACCUCACUCGUCGCAGCGCUCAAGCGCGACCACAUCAUUCCCGACGUCUUGCCCGAAUCAUUCAAUCCAUCGGUUCUGCUCGAUGUAGUGUUCCCUAAUGGCAAAGAAGUCCUCUUAGGCAAUGAGCUUUCAAAGGAGGACGUCAUGGACGAGCCUGCGAUCAAUUAUGUGCCAAUGAACAUGCCAUUCGAACAGGCUGAGGCGACCGGGGAGAGCGCUAGCGAAGAGAUUGCAUAUACCCUCGUUAUGCUAGACCCAGACAUGCCAUCAAAGGCGGACGUGAAGUUUCGGUGCUUUGCGCACUGGAUAAUUAUGGGGUUGAAGUCUCCAGCGCACUCUGCGAGUCGCACGUCGGAUCCCAGUGCAUUGAAGACGCAUGUAUCUACAACAUCCUACAUGCCCCCUGAACCUCUUCCUGGCUCAGGAAUACAUAGAUAUACUUUCUUAUUGUAUCAGGAGCUACUAUCAUCCGAGCUGCCUCAAGACGCCAUGGUGCAUCAUGAUACUGUCAAGGAAAGGCAGGAAUGGGAUCCGGUCUCAUUUGGAGAUAAAAAUGGACGGAAGCUAGUAGGAGCGACGUACUUCUUGAUUGCAGCACCAGAACAGUAG